AUGCUCGGAAGCGCUAUAAUUAAAAAAAAAGGGAAUGAGUCAAAAGAGUGCACCCGACGACCUGUCACUAGAACAAUUGCCCACACUCGCUUUGCCGGCACAGUGAGUGUGGGGUGCCCUUCACGCGUGGAAGAAGGGCAUGCACUUCAACACAAGAUGAAGGGUGAAAUGCACAUCCAUGAACCGGAUGACGGUCCUCAUUUAAGCGAGGGUGGAAAAAAAGUAACACUCUACGAAGGAG
Messenger RNA from Paraglomus occultum, 241 nucleotides. The record is from the annotation of a GenBank genome assembly. Lineage: Eukaryota; Fungi; Glomeromycota; Glomeromycetes; Paraglomerales; Paraglomeraceae.